AUUCAAGUAGCCCUUGAAACACUUUUAACUCAAAAGUCAUAUAAAUUUGUAGGUCAAAAUUCUACCUAGGCCUCUCACCUGGUUUCCCCCAUUGCUCGUAAUUGUUUUGAUCCUGACUGAGUUCUCCUUCCCCAAUUUACCAAUGGGUUCCGUGGUCAGUUCUAUGCAACGGCCCCAUCUUAUGGUGAGCAUGGAGAGUUCGCAGGCGAAUUUUGUUCGCGAAAUGAUUGCCAACAACAAGGUGGUGAUCUUUAGCAAGACUUACUGUCCGUACUCCAGCAUGGCCAAGGAGCAGUUUCGCAAGUUGGAUGUUAAGCCCAUUGUCGUGGAACUGGACUUGCGGGAAGAUUGCAGCGAGAUUCAGGCGGUGCUGGGCAGGAUGACGGGGGCCAAGACCGUGCCCAGAUGCUUCAUAGAUGGCAAGUUCGUGGGUGGCGGCACCGAUGUGAAGCGUCUCUUCGACCAGGGCAUCCUGCAAAAGUAUUUCAAGUGAUUAUAUUCGAUUUUAAGUUUUUUUUUUGGCACAAAUAAAAAAACGUCUGGAGUCCUUUAAGAAAAUAGUUUAAUAGUAAAGAACUCAAUCUAAUCUA
This is a messenger RNA of Drosophila serrata, 590 nucleotides long. RefSeq names its product Glutaredoxin 1, testis-specific (gene Grx1t). Gene Ontology annotation, biological process: cellular response to oxidative stress. Gene Ontology annotation, cellular component: cytoplasm. The record is from RefSeq and is a predicted model, not a curated record. Gene Ontology annotation, molecular function: glutathione disulfide oxidoreductase activity. Lineage: Eukaryota; Metazoa; Arthropoda; Insecta; Diptera; Drosophilidae.